GAAGAGACAGUUACAAUUUGUUUCAUUCUAACUUAUUGCAUUAGUUUAGGAAGUAAAUUUUUCUCGGAGAAGACGUUUUGGUUUGGAAUGUACUCCAAAAUUAGUUCAGAAUUCUUCAAAAAAGAACAGACCUAGUGCAUUGACUGGUGUAAAUGUGUAUACGUACAUAUGUAUGUUAGGAAUUCAUAGCAUAGUUCGGAGCAUAGUUUUAUUUCACAUUACACAAAAAAUGGCAGAAAAUUUCGGGAAGGAAACCUCGCCGAUUUAUAACGAGGAGACAAAGACUGCGGGACAACCGUUGUCAGAUUUCUUGAUGCAAUUGGAGGAUUAUACACCUACGGUACCUGAUGCCAUCACUGAACAUUACUUGCACACGGCUGGUUUCAACGCUAUAGAUCCUAGGAUAGUACGCCUGGUGUCAUUAGCAGCACAAAAGUUUAUCUCAGAAAUUGCCAACGAUGCGCUGCAGCACUGUAAAACACGUGGUGCCAAUCAGAAUACAAAAACAAAAGGAAAAGACCGACGUUACACUCUGACUAUGGAAGAUCUGACACCAGCAGUUGCGGAAUAUGGCAUAAUAGUGAAGAAACCACAUUAUUUCGUUUAAUUG
Trachymyrmex septentrionalis is the source of this 610-nucleotide messenger RNA. Its product is annotated as transcription initiation factor TFIID subunit 10-like. Gene Ontology annotation, biological process: transcription initiation at RNA polymerase II promoter. The coding region runs from base 173 to 607 and encodes 144 amino acids. The record is from RefSeq and is a predicted model, not a curated record. Gene Ontology annotation, cellular component: nucleus; SAGA complex; transcription factor TFIID complex. The transcript has 4 exons. Gene Ontology annotation, molecular function: promoter-specific chromatin binding; RNA polymerase II general transcription initiation factor activity. NCBI's taxonomy places the organism in Eukaryota, Metazoa, Arthropoda, Insecta, Hymenoptera, Formicidae.